Messenger RNA from Pelobates fuscus (common spadefoot toad), 2555 nucleotides. Its product is annotated as oocyte zinc finger protein XlCOF22-like. The transcript is spliced from 2 exons. NCBI's taxonomy places the organism in Eukaryota, Metazoa, Chordata, Amphibia, Anura, Pelobatidae. The coding region runs from base 143 to 1984 and encodes 613 amino acids. Gene Ontology annotation, biological process: regulation of transcription by RNA polymerase II. Gene Ontology annotation, molecular function: DNA-binding transcription factor activity, RNA polymerase II-specific; RNA polymerase II cis-regulatory region sequence-specific DNA binding. The record is from RefSeq and is a predicted model, not a curated record.
AGGAAGGAGUAGCUGCUUCCGGUGUUUGUUCCAUGUGGACAGAAACUGUUAUUGGACAAAACAGCUUUAAUUAAUAGAAUCUGAAUGGUUUAUUCAAGAUUACACAGAAAUCUAUCAGUCUGCAUAUCAUAAAAGACAAGAAAUGUAUGAGUUUGGGGAUUACCAAGGAGAAAAAUUGACAAACGGUGAACUAAACAAUCACUUUCCAAAUGGAGCGAACGUAGUGGCUUCAUGUAAAGAAGGAGAUUUAACAAACCCUAAUAUACAGACUGAAAACACAUCUGCUCAUAUUACACAGGUAUUCACAUCUCAAAAGGAAAAACUCACAGCUGUUAACACUUGCACACCCUCAGAACAUCCACAGAUCGAAUAUCCAUCUACUCACAUUAAGGAGGAACCGGCUUUGUGUGAAGAAGGAAAUCUCACCAACUUUCCUACAACCACAGAACAUCCACAGUCAGAAUACCCAUCUACAUGUAUUAAGGAGGAAGCAAACUCUUGUGAAGAAGAAAAUCUCUCAGAUCAUUCUACACCCAUAGAACUUAGACAGACCGAAUAUCCAUCUACUCCUAUUAAGGAGGAACCAGCCUCUUGCGAAGAAGGAGAUCUCUCAGACAUAUAUAUACCCAUAGAACAUCCACAGACAGAAUACCCAUCCACUCAUAUUAAGGCGGAACCAGCCUCAUGCAAAAAAGGAGAUCUCUCAGACAUUUAUAUACCCAUAAAACAUCCACGGACAGAAUAUCCAUCUACUCGUAUUAAAGAGGAACCAGCAUCGUUUGAAGAAGAAAAUAUCACUGUCAUGUAUACACCAUCAGAAUAUACACAGGCAGAAUAUUUACCUAAACAUAUUAAUGGGGAGAAGUAUGAAGCCUGUGACAAUAUAGAAAUUUUAGAGAUUGACAUCUGUUCACCUUCAGAACCUCUACAGACAGAUUACCCCUCUACUGAAAGUAUGAGUGAAUCUGCCUCUUGUGAAGAGAAACCUUUCUUCUGUUCUGAGCAUGGUACAUUUUUUACCAGCAAAAAAGAUCUUUUAAAGCAUCAGCGAACCCACAGUAGAGAGAAACCUUUUUUGUGUUCUGAAUGUGGAAAACGAUUUAACAGAAAAUCACAUCUAGUUGAGCAUCAGAGAACUCACACAGGAGAAAAACCAUUCUCGUGUUCAGAAUGUGGGAAACGUUUCAGUCAGCGAUCAAAUCUUAUGACACAUCAGAUAACUCACACUGGAGAAAAACCUUUUUCAUGUUCUAAGUGUGGGGAAUGUUUUAGCUGGUAUAAGUGUCUUGUUAGGCACCAGAGAACUCAUGCAGGAGAGAAACCUUUCUCAUGUUCUGAAUGCGAGAAAUGUUUUCGCAAUUAUGAAAGUCUUGAUAGGCACAUGAAAGCUCACACUGGAAAAAAGCCUCUCUUGUGUUCUGAAUGUGGGAAAUAUUUUAAUAGAAAAUCACAUCUAGUUGAGCAUCAGAGAACUCACACAGGAGAGAAACCAUUCUCGUGUUCAGAAUGUGGAAAAUGUUUCAGCCAGCGCUCAAACCUUCUUACACAUCAGAAAACACACACAGGUGGGAAACCUUACACAUGUUCUGAAUGUGAGAAAUAUUGUAUUAGUAAAGCAGAACUUCUCAGACAUCUGAGAAUUCACAGAGUCACUUUUUCCUGUUCUGAAUGCGGGAAAGAGUUUACAUGCCAUUCAAACCUUCUUCAACAUCAAAAAAGUCACGCAGUAUAUUGUUCAGAAUGUGGUAAAUAUUUUGCAUGCCAUGCAAACUUAGUUAAACAUAGGAGAACUCAUACAGGAGAGAAACCAUUCUUGUGUUCUGAAUGUGGGAAAUGUUUUAGCUUUUAUACCAGUCUUAUUAGGCACCAAAGUACUCACACUGGAGAGAAAGUUUUGUCUUGUCCUGAAUGUGGGAAAUCUUUUACCAGUAAAUUGAAACUAGGUCGUCAUAAGAGAACUCACAAUGAAGAGAAGCGUCUCUGAAUGUGGGAAAUUGUUCACUUCACUAUUUACUGCAUAUAUGAGUAAUACAUGUAGUGUCCAAUUAGUCAAGGGACUAAUUAGACUACUGAGGUUAUUCACUAAAGUGAUUAGUCAAAGUGAAUUUGACUAAUAUCCUGUCCUCUCUCCACUCUCAGUGCAGGCAGGAUUGAAUACCCUCUGUCUCUGUAUCAUGUGACUGUGCUAUACCGAUAAAUGAUAAUAGUUGGAGAAGUUGAGGAAGGCAUACAUCAUGCAGCGGUAAACAGCCAGAAUCACAAUUGGUAUACUAAUAAUAAGAUAAAUGUGUACGGGGAGGGUGGGGAAAGCCAGGGGGAUAUGGGCAGGUACAUCAGACAGUAGGUCCCUCUCCCAUGGCCUAGCUGUAAACUUUCAGAAUCUUAAUAAAGCGUUAACCGUUACCAUGAUGUCUGCAUUAUAUGUUUAAACUGCGUUUUUCUAUAGGAAGAAAUUAGUUUAACUGGUAGGCCACACAGAUUUGUGGCAUAUGUGGCUCUCCUAUUGGCUAGUCCUUGCCACUGUGUCCCAUUAAAAAAAAAAAAAAAAAAGAGUG